UGCAAAUCAAACUAAUCACUGAAUUAACGACAAUUUCCUUUAAACAUGAAAAACUAUCGGAGGAAAUCGACAAUCAAUGUUUGUGGGAGUUGAGAAAAUGGACUUAGUUCUUCAUGAUUUUUCUCGUCUUUUAGGUUCUACGAAUUAUUUCGUCUCCGUUUCAAUCGAGAGAGAACACGAUAAGAGAGUUAAUUCCAGCCUUUCGUAAAUGUGAUCAAAAGUUUCAUUCCUCUUUUAAUGAGGACUCGCUAUCAUUAAUAUUAUGAAAGCCAUAAUUUUUAUCCAUUUCGCAUAUUUUUUUUUCUUUUUUUGACACAAUUUUGCUAAGAUUUAAAAUAUUGUUCGUGCUAAGAGCUUUGAGAGCAAAGUCAUCUAAAUGAACUCGAUCCCAGACCUCUAUCAAACAAUUGCCAGACUCCAUCUAGGAAAGGCGCGUAAACAAUCAGUCUCUUUUACCCUUAGAGAGCAGAAGAUAACUCGAGAAGCUAUGGACAGCGCAACCGGCAGCAAUCUGACUCCCUCGUCAAAAGCACUCAGUGAAGAUGAUAAAGUUCUCGUCAGGGACACGUGGAGGGAAGCGACAAAGCCAGAAAGAGAGGCCGGACAAAAAUUGUUCAAAAGGAUAUUUCAAAUCGCUCCCGAAGCCCAGGACUAUUUCUCCAGCUCCGACUUAGAGAGCGACGAAUUCCAAGGUCAUAUCACGUCAGUUAUCAGUACCUUAGAUAAAGCUUUACAAAAUCUAGACGACCUAACCCCUUUACUACCUACUCUGGAGAGACUAGGAACAAUUCAUGCCAACAUGGGAAUAAAAAGACAGCAGCUUAACGUAGUGAAACAAGCAUUGCUGUUCACACUUUCCCAAGAAUUACGAGAGCUCUUCACUGAUGAAUGCCGCAAAGCCUGGGAGCUGACAUUCGACAUUUUGGCGGAUGCCAUGGCGACAGGAAUGGUUGCUAAUAGUAACGAUGACUAGUCAGAAUUUGCGAGAACUUUCUCGCAACUGAAGUCAACGAACUGUAAAAAGCGAAAAAGUCUGGAAACCACACUUAUUGAGGAAAGUUAGUGAGGUAACAUGUCAGGUUAAGGCAGCUCUGAAACUCAUUCUAGCAACGACCCAUUGAAAGCAAUACAUAAAAAUUUCUUUCAUGUAAAUAAAAGGUUUUUCAGUUAUAAACCA
Molecule: messenger RNA, 1177 nt
Organism: Pocillopora damicornis (cauliflower coral)
Lineage: Eukaryota; Metazoa; Cnidaria; Anthozoa; Scleractinia; Pocilloporidae
Product: neuroglobin
Molecular function (GO): heme binding; oxygen binding
Source: RefSeq, a predicted model, not a curated record